UUUUCAGGAAUUUUGUCAGCCGUUUGAGAAACCACUAAAUUAGAGCUUCAAAAACUUCGAGAGGAAUGAGUGUUUCUGUGAUUUCCAAGAGAGUUUUGGUUCGUUGACUGAGUUAGUUUUGGUUUUAGAGAUCUAGCAACUGAAAGCUGGCUACUGUUUGUGAUUCCUUUCGAUGGGGUUGAUGUUUGUGUGGAAAAAGUAUGGCCUGUUUCAGAUGUUUCUCUGUUGAUUCAAGUUAUAAAAGAGAGCCAAGAGUCAGUAAUCAGGUCACAGGCUCGUGAAAGCUGUUUGAGUCAUACCCAUGUCUAGUUCUCCUAGAGUUCAGUCCAUGAAUGUGGCUGAAGCAGAGACCAGGUCAACUAUAGGGACUGCUGCUAAAAAGGCUAGUCCUUUCAUCACACACAAAGCUGUAUCAAAGUCGCUGAGAAAGCUUGAAAGAUCCUCAUCUGGGCUCACUGGAUCAGAUGAGAAAACAUCUUAUGCUACACCAACAGAAACUUUGUCUUCUUCUUCUCACAAGCAUACUCUUAAUGCGGCUUCUAUACUACGACGGCAUGAGCAGAACCUAAAUUCUAAUCUGUCACUAAAUGCAUCAUUUUCAUCUGAUGCCUCCAUGGACUCGUUCCACAGCCGAGCAUCAACGGGUCGGUUGAUAAGAUCCUAUAGUGUUGGAAGUAGAAGUAAGUCUUACCCUUCCAAGCCAAGAAGUGUUGUCUCUGAAGGUGCUUUGGAUUCACCACCUAGUGGUUCAGAGACUAAGAAGAGGUGUGCUUGGGUGACACCAAACUCUGAUCCGUGCUAUAUUGUUUUCCAUGAUGAAGAAUGGGGUGUGCCAGUUCACGAUGAUAAGAGGUUGUUUGAACUCCUCGUGCUUUCGGGUGCUUUGGCUGAACACACAUGGCCUAUGAUACUGAGCAAGAGGCAGACCUUCAGGGAAGUUUUUGCUGAUUUUGACCCCAAUGCCAUUGUGAAGAUUAAUGAGAAGAAGCUAAUCGGUCCAGGAAGCCCCGCAAGCACUUUGUUGUCUGAUCUUAAGCUAAGGGCCGUCAUUGAGAAUGCGCGCCAGAUACUUAAGGUAGACCUUUCUUCCACUCUUGGUUGGUUGCUCAGGAGACCCAAUUUUGAGCACAUUGAUUCAAAGCCUUGCAAAAGUCUGGAUAUUGAAAUUAAAGGAGGUCUAGAAGUUUUCAAAGUGAUAGAAGAAUACGGAUCAUUUGACAAGUAUAUAUGGAGCUUUGUGAAGAAUAAGGGGAUCGUGAGCAAGUUCAGGUACCAGCGACAAGUGCCUGCAAAAACUCCAAAAGCAGAAGUGAUAAGCAAAGAUCUAGUGAGAAGAGGGUUCCGCAGCGUAGGACCAACGGUGGUUUACUCCUUCAUGCAGGCAGCAGGGAUAACAAACGAUCAUCUCACCAGUUGUUUCAGGUUCCACCAUUGUAUAUUCGAACAAGAAAGGUAUGUCUAAAAAGAGGGACUUCCGAAAACUUGUUAAGAAGUUAUUUUGUGUUUUGUAAAGCCUCCAAUUUGAGUCU
This is a messenger RNA of Arabidopsis arenosa, 1529 nucleotides long. NCBI's taxonomy places the organism in Eukaryota, Viridiplantae, Streptophyta, Magnoliopsida, Brassicales, Brassicaceae. The record is from the annotation of a GenBank genome assembly.